This is a messenger RNA of Talaromyces marneffei, 1179 nucleotides long. RefSeq lists its product as uncharacterized. Gene Ontology annotation, cellular component: membrane. The record is from RefSeq and is a predicted model, not a curated record. Gene Ontology annotation, biological process: monoatomic cation transport; transmembrane transport. Bases 1 to 1179 code for a protein of 392 amino acids. The transcript is spliced from 2 exons. Gene Ontology annotation, molecular function: monoatomic cation transmembrane transporter activity. NCBI's taxonomy places the organism in Eukaryota, Fungi, Ascomycota, Eurotiomycetes, Eurotiales, Trichocomaceae.
AUGGCUGUCCAGACAAGAGGCCACGCAGGCCACGGUCACCACCACCACCACCAUCACGACAACGUGUACUUGACCUCCUCGAACAAAAAAGAUGCCGGCGUCCGGAUUACCCGAAUCGGCUUGUUUGUUAACCUGGCAAUGGCAAUCGGCAAAUUCGUCGGAGGCUACAUAUUCCAUUCGCAAGCGUUGAUUGCAGAUGCAUAUCAUGCGUUGACGGAUUUAGUGUCUGAUUUUAUGACGCUGGGUACUGUCUCUUGGUCUUUGAAACCCCCGAGCGAGCGAUUCCCCAACGGAUAUGGAAAGGUUGAGAGCCUGGGAGCGUUGGGUGUGAGUUCAUUGCUGCUGUGUGGCGGCUUUUUUAUGGGAUUGGAUGCCACUCAGGCUCUGCUGUCUCAAUUUGCGCCCGAAGCAUUCGAGGCAUUGGAGCAUGCUGGCUUAUUGUUUCAUGGUCACUCACAUAGCCAUGAUCAUGGCGCUGAAGUGCUAGGGCCGAAUAUUAAUGCUAUCUGGCUGGCGGCUGGUUCAAUAGUAGCCAAGGAAUGGCUAUACCGAGCUACAAUGAAAAUCGCACAAGAACGAAAAUCAUCCGUCCUCGCCUCAAACGCAGUCCACCACCGCAUCGACUCCUUGACCAGCCUUGUCGCUUUGGCUACAAUCGGAGGCGCCCACAUCUUCACCAAUGCAGCAUGGCUCGAUCCCGUUGGAGGGCUAAUCAUCUCGUUGAUGGUGAUUAAUGCGGGAUGGACAAACACAAAAACGGCUCUACUAGAGCUCGCCGAUACAACAAUCGACGAAGAGAUUAAAGACUCUGUCCGAAAGGCCGCCCUAAAGACACUCGCGAAUUCGACCACGGCGCAGGACAUUCAAAUUCGAGAUAUCCAAGGGUUGAAGUCAGGACAGAAUUACUUGAUGGACAUCGAAGUUGGGGUUGCGGAUUCCAUGACCGUGCAACAAUCCCGCGAGAUCGAGGAGAUUCUACGAACGGGUGUUGGCGCCAAGGUGCGCGGUGUGCGUCGAGUCAAAGUACGAUUUGUGCCUAAUGGAGUGGAAGGAGUGGAUUUUGCGGAGGAGUUUAUUCCUGGGGAUGUUAGUCCCAGAGCAAGUCCUGAGCCGGAGGAACAUGAUCAUGACCAUGACCAUGAGCAUCAACACAGCGGGGAAGUGCAUAAACGGCGUUGA